Messenger RNA from Thermothelomyces thermophilus ATCC 42464, 2373 nucleotides. RefSeq lists its product as uncharacterized. Gene Ontology annotation, molecular function: chromatin binding. The transcript has a single exon. Lineage: Eukaryota; Fungi; Ascomycota; Sordariomycetes; Sordariales; Chaetomiaceae. Gene Ontology annotation, cellular component: nucleolus. Gene Ontology annotation, biological process: DNA replication initiation. The record is from RefSeq and is a predicted model, not a curated record. The coding region runs from base 74 to 2128 and encodes 684 amino acids.
GGAAAGAAUACAGGGACACCAGCGCCAGAACCGCCAAAUAUCACCAGCCCUCUGCCUGUCUGACGCAAUCGAAAUGAGCUCCCGUCCCUCCAAACGGAGGAGAGUUACUCCGCCUCUUGAGGACGGUCAAGAGUCUAGGGAGAAUGACAACAAAAUUCAGAAAGCCUUCUUCAAGAGCGCCGCAAACUGGGACCUCGAGCAAGAGUACGAGUUGAAAUCGAGAAAAGCCAAGAAGAAGGAAGCAAAAAAGAACGGUAGCGAAGCUGGGGGCAGGCUGCCCGUUAAGACUCCUCAAGGGACAUGGAAAAUCCAAGACGAUGUCGAGUCGAUAGCGGGCGACGCCGACUGGUUCGAAAGCGAUGAGGAUGACGGCGCCGUCGACGAACAGCCUGAGGAAGCCGCGCCAGAAGUGCCCAAGAUCUCCGAGCGUGAGCAGAUUCGAAAAGCGCAGGAGGAACUUGCAAAGAUUGCGACCCAGCUGAACGAGGAUCCGGAGGAGCAUCCUGGCGCGUUCAAGGCUUUAGCUCGCAUCGGCGAAUCGCCAAUUCUCGCCAUCCAAAAGCUCUGCAUUGUUACCCAGAUGACCGUCUACAAGGACGUCAUCCCCGGCUACAGGAUACGACCGGCAUCUGAAGAUAUCGCUGGAGAAAAGCUGUCGAAGGAAGUGAAACGGCUCCGGACGUACGAGCAGGCCCUCGUAUCCGGGUAUCAAAACUACAUCAAAACUUUGGCGAAGCAUGCAUCUUCGCCAGCCACCGAGUCUCGAAAAGGAGGGCAGCCCAUAUCCAGCGUUGCCUUCACGUGUGCCUGCACACUCGUCACUGCGGUGCCACACUUCAACUUUCGGGGCGAACUGUUGCGGAUACUCGUAAGGAAGCUGAGCAGGCGCAAGGUGGAUGAUGACUUCACCAAGUGCCGGGAAACUUUGGAGACACUGUUUCGGGAAGAUGAAGAAGGAAACGCCUCCAUGGAAGCAGUGUCUUUGCUCACCAAGAUGAUGAAGGCUCGCGACUACCGAAUUGACGAGAGCGUGCUCAACACUUUUCUGCAGCUGCGACUACUGUCCGAGUUCUCCGGGAAGGCAUCGCAAGAUAAGGUUAGCCGCCCUGGUGAUCAACCAAGCGUCAAGAAGCCAAAGGCAAAGAAGGAGUUCCGGACCAAGCGGGAACGGAAACUACUCAAGCAGCAAAAGGAGGUCGACAAGGUGAUGGCUCUAGCUGACGCCACCGUCAGCCAUGAAGAGAGGGAAAGGAUCCAAUCGGAGAUUCUGAAGAUGGUUUUCGCAACAUACUUCCGUAUCUUGAAGGCUCGAACGCCACACCUGAUGGGUGCUGUGCUCGAGGGUCUUGCCAAGUAUGCCCAUCUGAUCAACCAAGACUUCUUUGGGGACCUUCUUGAAGCCCUCAAGGACCUCGUCCGGGACAGCGAGAAACUUGAGGAGCACCCGAAUGGGGAAUCCAACAGCAACGAAGGAGAUGACGAACUUUCUGUGGUUCGCGACACCAGCAGAGAAGCCCUCCUCUGCACCGUGACAGCCUUCGCGCUUCUGGAAGGCCAGGACGCCCACAACGCCCGUUCAGACCUGCAUCUGGAUCUCUCCUUCUUCAUUACCAACCUCUACCGUAGCCUCCUCAGCCUCUCGGUCAACCCGGACAUCGAACUCGGCGCCAAAUCCCUUCACCUCUCCGACCCGGACGAUACCUCGGCAGGCAACCCGGCCAACCGCAGAAACAACAAGGUGAACCUCCAAACCACUACAGUGCUCUUGAUGCGCUGCCUAAGCAGCGUGCUCCUGCCUCCCUGGAACAUCCGCUCGGUGCCCCCCCUACGACUGGCGGCCUUCACCAAGCAGCUCAUGACGGUGGCGCUCCAGACGCCCGAGAAGUCGUGCCAGGCGGUAUUGGGCAUGGUGCACGACGUUCUGCACACUCACGGACGCAAGGUCAACGCGCUCUGGAACACGGAGGAGCGCAAGGGCGACGGCACAUACAAGCCGCUGGCCGAAACGGUCGAGGGCAGCAAUCCGUUUACGGCUACGGUGUGGGAGGGGGAAUUGCUGCGGAAACACUACUGUCCCAAGGUCAGGGAGGAGUUGAAGGCCAUGGAGAAGGAAUUGAGGAAUCUCUAGUUGGGUUGUCCAGCCUUUUUCUCCAGGAGUAAUGGUCGGCCGAAGUGCCUUGGAAUAGAAGAUCAACCUGCUCUGUAGUUACUUGUCCUGCACAUUGUUGGCUUCGUGAAUCGACACGCGAAUGAUCCGUCCCGUUGCUGUCCCGUUGCUGUCGCCGAUGGGAAAAGCAAGCAACAUGAGCGUCCGCAAUCAGAGUCGUAGUCGUUUGCCCCCUUUGCACCUGCCAUUGUCCCCACUUGUUUUCG